Austrofundulus limnaeus is the source of this 986-nucleotide messenger RNA. RefSeq names its product protein FAM83B. The record is from RefSeq and is a predicted model, not a curated record. Gene Ontology annotation, biological process: signal transduction. Gene Ontology annotation, cellular component: membrane; cytoplasm. Lineage: Eukaryota; Metazoa; Chordata; Actinopteri; Cyprinodontiformes; Rivulidae. Gene Ontology annotation, molecular function: protein kinase binding.
GUAUCUGUCAGUGGAGUGAACAGGUCCAACAGGAUGUUAGUUUGCACAGAGUGUUUGGCUACUUUACUGCAACUAGUUUAUGUUGGAGGGAGCGCAGACACAUCUUCAGAAGAAGACUUAGACGUUAUGUUUUGCAUUUUUCCGUUUAAGUUUUGUAAAUGUGUAGAAAUGGAGGAUAUCUUUCUCUGAUGACCAAGUAGAGAAGACACCUGUGCAGACACACCUGGAGGACAUCUGGCAGUCAUGGAGUCCGGUCAGCCUAGUCUGUGUUCAGUGGACAGUCAGUCCAGCCUGUCUUCAGAUGAGCUGCCUGAGGUCUACAUUGAGCCACACUAUAAAGAGUCCCACCGCCUGGCCAUUUACGCUCUGCUGUGUGGAGGCAGAGAGGCCUACGAGGAGUAUGUCCGAGCUGAGCACAGCAACCACUUUCUGUCGGAGCAGGAGAUUCUCUUCAUCCUGGAGAAAGCAGAAAAACCAGUCGUGGAGGUUGAUUCAGAAGGCACAGGCAAGGUGACAAACCCUUCCACCUAUUUCCCACUGGAGUCAGACGAGGAAGUUCCUGACCUGGAGCUGGGGUGGCCAGAGGUCAGUCUGAAAGAUGCAGAAACCAACAUCAGCCUGUUGUACCACCCGCCCAGACCCAACACGCCAACCAUUAAAGAGGUGCUGAGGAAGCAGAUUCUAGAAGCUCGUCAGGUUAUUGCCAUAGCAAUGGAUGUCUUCACCGAUGUGGACCUUUUUCUGGGGAUCAUGUGUGCGGCACAGAGAGGAGUGGCUGUCUACAUCCUGCUGGAUGAGUCCCAUGUCAACAGCUUCCUCCACAUGGCUCACAAGCUGGGUGUUAACCUGCAUGACACAAAGAACGUUUGUGUUCGGACAGUUCGUGGGCCACAGUAUCAGUGUCGGUCAGGGAUGAAAUUUCAUGGAAGUUUAGAACAAAAGUUUAUUCUGGUUGACUGCCAGACGGUCCUGUACGGAACCUACAG